CUUGUAUUUUCAGUUAAGUGCGAAGUGAAGAAGAUCUCUUCGUCUUCAAAGCCAAAAGCAGCGGAAGAGCGACUUGCCACUCGCCUGUGUGUGUAGAGCUUAAGAAAACACGUGAGCAACGAUGAACGCGUCCGACGCCGACCGCCAGAUCAAACAGAUGGUCAACUUCAUCCUGCAGGAGGCGCAGGAGAAGGCCAACGAGAUCCGCAUUAAGGUAAAAGAAAAGAGAUCCCUCUGCGUGUCUGAGACUCAAGCACAAUUAAUACACACUGUGAGGGGAAAGUCGUUGCUCAUUAUCCGUAAAAUUUAUUCCAGACGGAGCAUGACUUCAACUUGGAGAAGCAAAUGCUGGUGCACAACGCCAAAAUCAAGAUCCAGGAGGAAUACACGCGCAAGGAGAAGGAGCGCGAAAUCAACAAGCGCAUUGCUCGCUCGGCUGAGAUCGGUGCCUCACGACGACAGAAGAUGAUUGCGCGUGACGAGCUCCUGAAGACGCUCAUUGUGGAGGGUCAGGCCCAGUUGAGGAACUACACGACCGCCGACGAGAAGAACAAGGCGCUGCUGCGUGACCUCAUCGUGCAGGGUCUGAUCAAGCUGUUCGAGACCGACGUAGUGGUCGCUGUGCGUGCAAAGGACGUGCGUCUGGCCGAGAUGGUGCUCAAGGAGGCCACGGACAAGUACAUUGCCACUAUGAAGAAGGAGGCCAACCUGGACGUUAGCAAAGUCAAGGUGACGCUCAACAAGGCAGCGGAUGGCAUGCUGCCGGACUCCAAGGCUGGUGGCGUCGUGUUGUACGCCAAACAGGGCAAGAUCGUGUGUGACAACACCCUGGACACCCGUCUGGACCAAAUCUACUACGACCUCAAGCCCACGGUGCGCAAAAUGCUGUUCCCGACUCCAUAAAGCAGAACUUUGGCCAUGCAGCGUUCGUUAUGAGGAGAACGAUGAUGCAUUGAAUUCAAUGUCGCGUUGCCGCCAAUGCAGUGGCAACCUGAUGGAGCUUUAACUUUCAUACAGCACACUUGUAACUGGGUUGCCAAGAGCGGUACUCUGUGUUUACCGCAGCAAAUCCUGCAGUCUCCAUUCUUGCCAUGUUGCAAUCUCCUCAGUGCUAGUAGUAUCACUCCCGUACUGAGAAAUAUCACCGUGAAAUAGAGAACUUGUCUCGGGCUUCCACAUCGCCGAGAACGGUCCAUACGCAACGCUAACCAAAUGCGCAGCAUCAAUCUGCGUGGACGUGAAAUGCCAGUCACUCGACAGCGUUCCAUCCAAACGUAGCUCCCAAUGGUUAUCUCCAGUUAAAUUCACGCAAACGAACUCGGCUCGUAGUAGCGAGAACCCCAGUCCAAUUCCCACAGCUUUAAUGUACGCUUCCUUGAGUGACCAUAGUCUGUAGAAUCGGGUGUAUCGACCGUCUUCGUCUGUUGCUCCGCGGAUAUAUUCCCACUCUCCUGGGUUGAAGUGAUCUGCAAAAGCUCGGAAGAAUUCCCCGAUUGACGUCUUGCGAUGGGGCCGAUCUGUUAGUCGGACGACGUCUACACCUACUAGAGCACGAGAAUCACUGGCAAUUGCCACGACGGUGCCGUGAUGCGAGACAUUGUAGUUCCACGAUAUGGGAGCAAGGUUUCCCAGUCGAUUCCAAUACGGUUUAUUCUGUCAAUAGCAGGCGUGUAAGCCAAACUGUCCAA
Molecule: messenger RNA, 1688 nt
Organism: Phytophthora nicotianae INRA-310
Lineage: Eukaryota; Oomycota; Peronosporomycetes; Peronosporales; Peronosporaceae
Exons: 2
Coding region: 346-903 (185 amino acids)
Biological process (GO): proton transmembrane transport
Cellular component (GO): proton-transporting two-sector ATPase complex, catalytic domain
Molecular function (GO): proton-transporting ATPase activity, rotational mechanism
Source: RefSeq, a predicted model, not a curated record